Molecule: messenger RNA, 1121 nt
Organism: Neurospora tetraspora
Lineage: Eukaryota; Fungi; Ascomycota; Sordariomycetes; Sordariales; Sordariaceae
Product: BRE1 E3 ubiquitin ligase-domain-containing protein
Exons: 3
Coding region: 91-1059 (322 amino acids)
Cellular component (GO): HULC complex; nucleus
Molecular function (GO): ubiquitin protein ligase activity
Source: RefSeq, a predicted model, not a curated record
GUCAACAAGCAGCUACGGGAAGACGCCGAGAAGCUGCGGGCUGAACGAACAUCGUACCGUGCCACGGAUGAACUUCUGGCAGAACUUGCAAUGCGUAAGGCAAGCCAGGAACAGGAAAAGACAGCAUCCGCUCACCUGAAUGAGCUUGUUGAGGCCAUGACGGAUCGGAUAACUCAACUAGAAUCCGAGCUUGAGAGGCUAAGACCAACAGAAGACGCAGCCAAGGCCACUUCGACGGAGGAUUUGAGCGGUCUUUCAGUUGAGGAGCUCCAGGAGAAGUUUGCCAAGUUGGAGAGGGAUUACGAAGCGAUCAACAAGGAGCUUCCAGCACUUGAAAAGUCGUACAGGAAGGCCAUGGGUAUCGCACACAAGAAGGUGAUGGAUUUCACCGCUUUGGAGGAGCGGGUUGCUAUUCUCACAGCGGAGAAGAGCAAAGCAGACCAGAAGUACUUUGCCGCGCGUAAGGACAUGGACAUUCGGAUAGCCGAAAUACGGACAUUGCGCGGACAGAACAGCAAGAGCUCCGAGAUCAUUUCCCAGCUCAAGGAUGUCGAGACCCAGCACCGAGCACUCAUUACCACUUUGGAGAAGCAGAUUGCGGAUUUGAAGCAGUCCAACACGACAAUUGUGACGGAGAGCAAGAAGCUGGAAUCCUUGAGUUCCGAGGCCACUCGGCGGGCAGAUUCUGUGAAGUCGCAGAUCGAAAAGCUGCAAAAUCUUGUGCAAUCCAAGGAUACGGCAGGUAGGGAGCUGAAGGAGAAGGCGAUGGACAAGGAGCAAGAGGUGGAGAAGCUCAAGGUGCGCCUCGACAAAGUCAGCUCGGAACGCGAUAAGUGGAAGACGAAGUGCCAGUCCAACUCGACUGAGGAGGAGGAAAUGCUCAGGAACUUGGUCCUUUGUUCCGUAUGCAGGAGCAACUUCAAGAACACGAUACUCAAGGGAUGCGGGCAUGUAUUCUGCAACGAGUGUGUCGACAACCGACUGACGAACCGGAUGCGAAAAUGCCCAAGCUGCAACAAGGCGUUCGAUCGAUCUGACGCCAUGCCUGCUCAUUUGUAAUGAAGGAUUUGGUAGGAGGGAUUCGGCAGAGAAGCGUCGGCAAAUGGCUCCGGAACCGGCAC